Molecule: messenger RNA, 567 nt
Organism: Malassezia sympodialis ATCC 42132
Lineage: Eukaryota; Fungi; Basidiomycota; Malasseziomycetes; Malasseziales; Malasseziaceae
Product: RNA recognition motif domain-containing protein
Molecular function (GO): RNA binding
Source: RefSeq, a predicted model, not a curated record
AUGGCGAAAGUAUAUGUGGGCAACUUGAGCUGGAACACCACGGACGAUGGCCUUGCCGAGGCUUUUAGUCCUUAUGGUCAGCUUACCGACUACAUUGUUAUGAAGGACCGUGAGACUGGCCGAUCGCGUGGUUUUGGCUUUGUUACGUUCAUGACCCAGCAGGAGGCGGAUGCAGCGAUCAUGGCUCUGAAUGAGCAGGAGCUCGAUGGCCGUCGUAUUCGUGUGAACAUGGCCAACUCACGCCCCCCUAUGGGUGGGCUGUCAGGUGCCAAUUUGGGCUACAGUGGACUGACUGGUGGUUACGGUGCGGGUGCCUAUAGCACCGUGCAACCUGCCUAUGCGCCUUACGCACAGCCAGCUGCUUUUGCGUAUGCUCAACAACCAGGCUAUGCUGGCUAUCAGCAGCAGCCCUACGCUGCUCAGCCUGCCGCAUACCCUGCACCCCCGGCGGGCUAUCCCCAGCAGGGUGCUUACUCGUACGGUGCGCAGCAGUAUGGCGCACCCCCUCAACCUUUUCCCGCCCAGCCUCCGCAGGGCCCUCAGGGAUACGGAGGUCCUCCCUACUAA